Molecule: messenger RNA, 1344 nt
Organism: Drepanopeziza brunnea f. sp. 'multigermtubi' MB_m1
Lineage: Eukaryota; Fungi; Ascomycota; Leotiomycetes; Helotiales; Drepanopezizaceae
Biological process (GO): positive regulation of transcription by RNA polymerase II
Molecular function (GO): DNA-binding transcription factor activity, RNA polymerase II-specific
Source: RefSeq, a predicted model, not a curated record
AUGUCUGUGGAUUCUCCCCUUAUCAAAUUCGAGUCGCCGACGGAGAGCUUUGUCUCGACGCCGGGCACCUCAUACCCGUCGCUCUUCCAACAUUCAAUCGACACCAUGGACCCAUCCGAAGUUAUGACCCCUCGGUCAUUCGAGGAUGAGAGCAUGUUUGGAGGGUCCAUGAACGGGAGCAUGGCUGGAACGCCGGCGCCCGAGAAGAAACAAGUCAAGAAGAGGAAGUCGUGGGGACAACAACUCCCGGAGCCGAAGACCAACCUACCACCGAGGAAACGCGCUAAGACGGAAGACGAGAAAGAACAGCGUCGAGUCGAACGAGUCCUGCGCAACCGUCGGGCAGCCCAAUCAUCGAGGGAGCGCAAGCGUCAGGAGGUCGAGGCUCUUGAGCUUCAAAAGCAAGUCGUUGAGCAAACCAACGCUGAUCUCCUGAAGCGCCUGCAAGAGGCCGAGGCGAGGAAUGCCGCUCUCGAGCGCAAAAUACAACAGAUGAGCGGUAACAUAGAUGCCUUUCAUUCAUCAUCCGCCGCAUCUUCCCCUGGAGCCUCUGAACAACUUCGCCAAACACCCCGCCCAUCCAUUACAUUCUCGCAAAACCUCUUCGGUCCCAGCGAAGCGGACCAACUCCCCAUCAGCCCCCAAUCUCUUGUGGAUUCGUCAAUAGUACAGACUGUCAACCCGGCCUCCCUCUCUCCGGAGAUGAGCCCUGUCGAUUCUUCCUCCAACGCCAACUCCCCCGACUUGACACAACAUCCUGCCGCGAUGUUCUUCAAUCUCACGCAUCUUGUCGAUGAUACUCAUGAUCAACAUGGGUACGAGAGCUAUCUCGACCUUCCUGCACCCACUCAGCCUGAUCUUGAGAUGCUUGAAAACCGGGUCAUCCCUGCCACCGACCAGUUCGAUCAUUACCUUAGUAAUCUGGAUCACAACAACAAUAUCGCCUUUGAAGAAUACCAGUUCGAUGAGUUCCUUAACCACGACGACCAGCCUGCGCCCGAGAUUCAGUCUUCGGAUUCGCUUGCUGAGAAGACUGCUAGCCUGCAACCCCCAUUUGGCGCGUCCACUCAUGGAUGCGACGAUGGCCAUGUUGCGAAUAGGAACGCACCGGGUGUGGCUACUCUCAUGACGUUACUUUGGGCGACCCAUGUUAGUGAGAAAGAGCGAAAGCUGGAAACGCCAAAGCCGGACGCGGCUGCGGUUGUCAGACAGUUGGACGAGCAUGACAUGUUCAGACUUGGCGGGAGACCACGGGUCUCAUACAAACGGAAUGGAAAGCGUGUGAAUCGUAAGCAAAAGUCCUUGGAUCAUAGGCGUACGGCGUCUAAACAUGAUCGGCCUUAA